GUGAUGUUCACUGUGACGCGUCACAUCGAGGCGGAGCUCAUCGUCGGGUUCCCCAUCCGCGGGUCCGACCUGGUCGCCGUCGAGUCGCCGCUUCCUGUCGCCCAGCCUAGGAUGUUGAUCUACGGCGCGUCGAACUACAGACUGACGCAGCGCAGGUUGUGCCAGCACGUUGCGGCCACGCAGACGGCAUUCGAG
Messenger RNA from Prorocentrum cordatum, 195 nucleotides. The record is from the annotation of a GenBank genome assembly. Lineage: Eukaryota; Dinophyceae; Prorocentrales; Prorocentraceae.